AGCGGGAAAAUUUCAAGUUUAUUAAUAUGAAAUGUCGUAAACUAUAAUAAAACUGUUUUAAAGUUGAUAGUUAAGAAGCUGAAAAGAAGUUUAUCACUAAAAACUAUUUUUUUAAGACAAAAAGGCAAGAUAGGAUAGUUAUUAAUGUACAAAUUUAUCAGAAUCGAAACUGUUUAAUUUAAUUCUUGAGUAGUAAAAUAAUAAGUUGUGAAGUAAAGUGGUAAACUGGUAAUUAUGGAAUAAUACCAACAAAUACAUAUCAUAAAUGGUUUAAAUCUGAUCUAAGUAAUGCGAUACUUAUGCAAGAAUUCAGUCGGAUAUUAUAUAUAGUGCAAAGCAGAUACAUGCGAGAGAAGCGACACCUAUGCAACAUAAAAGUCGACGAAGGUGUUAGAGCAUCUAGUCGCUCUCGUGAAUGGCUAACGGAAGUCGGGAAAAGAUAACAAUCGUCGUAUUGGGAGCGUCAGGCGUUGGAAAGACAUCACUAAUAGAGCAAUUUUCUAAACAAUGCUUCAAUGACUGUUAUUCACCUACAAGACAGCGUAGUGCUUACUUUGUAAAUGUGCUAAUAAAUGACCGAUUACACGAUGUUCAAAUAAUUGAUCUACCUACGUUGGUUAAUUUUCCAAAAGACGGUGCCUACGAAAAGGAUUAUAAAAAUUUAAGAGAUGCCUCAGCCUAUAUAUUAGUGUUCGAUUGCUCAUCGGAAAAGACUUUUUUGUAUGUUUCGAAAAUUCGAAAGCAGAUACAACAAUGGUCAAAAACCGUCCGUCGUGAAGCACCACCAAUUGCCGUUGUUGGUAAUAAAUAUGAUGUAGCUGGUAUGUCGGCAGCUUUACGAAAAGAAUACGCAAAUCUAAUAAGAAAGCAAUGGAAAUGUGGUUAUUAUGAAACGUCAGCCAAGUUUAAUUGGCAUGUCGUAUUAGUUUUUAAAGAGCUCUUUGUACAAAUGGACCAGAACUCUAAUAAGAAUGCUUCAGUUAAACUGAAUGGUACUUUCCGGACGAGUAAAUGUACGAUUUUGUAAGACGAAAUGAAGAAAAAAGUAAAAACGGCAUUUUCUAUGUCAGUUACUGCAAGAAGGCUUGUAAACAAAUCAUCCCUCGCCAACCAUAAAUGUCAGGACCUUUUUCGCGUGCAGUUAAUGAAGGAGUGGAGGGGGAGCCAGUUCGAUCCAGCGUGAUAGUAAUUAUAAUGUACUUAUACUGACAAACCAUUCAUUAGCUUCAGUUGGCACACCGAUUCUCUGAAAUCUUUCUGUAAUCGAUGAGCGCUUAAUUAGAAAACGGGUUACUUCCCUUUUCCUCCUCUUUUUUAUUUGAUAAACGGUGCCAAAAAAAAAAUGAAAACGAUAAUUCCAUUUCUAUUCUAUGUCUUUAUUUUCUUUUUUUCGAUGUUGGCGGUCGUGAAAUGGAUCAAUCUUCUCGAUCUAGACAGAUCGAUUAUCAUAUAUGUCUACAAAUUGCCUCUUUUUCUUUCCUGUUUUUCACUCAUCCUUUAUAAAAAGAAAACAAGGUUUCCCACCCUCCUCUCUUAUUUAUCAUUUUAAAAGGACGUGUUAGCCCUAAAAUAGUUCCUUUUUGCUUAAAGCG
Dimorphilus gyrociliatus is the source of this 1592-nucleotide messenger RNA. NCBI's taxonomy places the organism in Eukaryota, Metazoa, Annelida, Polychaeta, Dinophilidae. The record is from the annotation of a GenBank genome assembly.